CCGCCUUAAGGCACGGUAGGGCGGCGGACCUUUUUUGCGCUUUAGUCAUCGUCGGCCUGGAAGCUGCGCGGGGAUCUUCGCACCUGCAUCUUCCAAGAGACGCGGUAUCAACAUGUCUCAGGUGCAGAAGAAGAGGAAGGGCUUUCGACAAAAAUCACCCCCUGUGCUCAAAUACUUGCAGGGUAUCCUCCGCAAGUACCCAGAUGGGGGUCAGAUCUUAAAAGAGCUGAUCCAAAAUGCAGAUGAUGCGGGGGCUGAAGAGGUGAUCUUGCUCUAUGAUGCACGGAGUUUUGGAACGCAGAGCCUUUUCUCAGAGGGGCUGGCAAGCACCCAAGGCCCUGCACUUCUUGCCUACAACAACGGUCUAUUCUCUGAGGCUGACUGGGAAGGGAUCCAGAGUCCAGGCAUCAGUCACAAGGAGGAUGACCCUUCUACAGUUGGACGCUUUGGCUUGGGCUUCAAUUCAGUUUACCAUAUCACAGAUUUCCCAUCUAUACUUUCUGAUGAAUGUUUGGGGGUGCUGGACCCACAGCAGAUGGCAUUACAUGAUGGGGGUCAGCUCUGGGAGGUGAGUGAAUGGGAAGAGGCAUCCGACCAGUUCCAACCAUUCUGGGCAGCACUGAAGUCUCUUGGCCAGCCUUGCCCAACUGCGGAGGGCCGCUUUCCAGGCACCCUGUUUCGCUUCCCACUACGACAGAGUCCCUCGAAGAUCUCAGAAAAUCUCUACAGUCCAGAACGGGUGCAGAAACUGCUGCUCUCAUUCGUGAAUGAUGCCCCCAUUAGUUUGCUGUUCCUCAGGAACAUCAAGAAACUGACAUUGGGUCUUAUUGGGUCCGAUGGUGCCAUCCGUGAGCUGUUGAAGGCUGAGGCCACCACUCGCCCAUUUAAUGGGUUGGGCAUGAGCCAAGGUGUGCUGGAAGUUGCAGAAUGCAGUAGUGGAAAGGGAAACCUUGUUGAUGAUGCUAUGGGCACUAAACUGAACAUGGGCGUCCACAUCAAAACACUUGCCCUAUGUGGCACUGGGACUGGACAGGCCAGCAAGUGCAACUGGCUUGUGUUGUCUGCUGAAGCGAGAAAGGAUGCCUUCCCAGAACUCUGGGAUCUCACAGUGAAGGUCAGCUCUAAGCCUGUGUUGUCCCUGGCUUACUGUUUGCAAGACAAGUGCAUGGGACGCCUCAGCUGUGUCUUGCCGCUCCCGGCCACAGAGGAAAACACCACUGGAUUGCCACUGCACAUCAGUGCCCCUUUCCAGCUGACAGAUGACCGAAGACACGUGCAGUGGUCUGAAGAGGGGUCCCAGGCGAGGGGAGCUGACGGUCGUUGGAACCACUUGCUUAUGGAGGAGAUGCUGCCUGUUGCUUAUUGCCAAAUGGUACUGCUGGCAUCUACCUGUCCUGACAACCCAUACGGGGCGUGGCCAGACCCAGACCAAAGCCAACAACUCCGAUACAAGCCUUUAGUGGUUCAGAUAUGCCAGAUACUGAUGGACAUGAAACUCUUGGUACGAGUCGGGGAUGGGGAACCUCGUCUGCUCCAUCCCCGUGAAGCCGUGAUCUUGCCAGAGGUAGUGAGUGGUAAACCAGUAGGUCAGGCCCUGGAGAAGGCCCUCAUUUUGGCAGGAUCUCCACUUGCAGCUGCUCCUCCACAUGUGCGCCGAGCUUUGGUGUGGGGUGCCAAAGGCAGGGCAGCGGUGCAAGAGGCCACACCGAAGUUUGUCAGGGAGACCCUGCGAAGGACUACCAAUGUGUGGCAUGGGAUAUCCUUGACAGAGAAACAGUUGCUGUUGGAGUACUUGGUUGGAGAUGGGUGUUACCAGGAGCUGAAGAAUCUGCCGCUGCUGCCGACAGCCAAUGGAAACUUUACCUGCUUUGGAGAUUCUGGAGAGACGGUCUUUCUCGAGAACCACAACUUCCCCAGGAUCCUGUUGCCUGGCCUGGCUCACCAGUUCUUGCCCAAGGAUCUAAACCCUGAGCUGCUGAAGCAUCUGCAAACAAUUGCAGAAAAGGGGUUAUUCAGGAACUUUGUCUCCUUGGAUCAAAAUGUCAUUGCGCAGAACCUUCGUGGAUCUCUCCCUAAGGACUGGGUCAGCAGCAACUCUGUUCCUGUAUCUUGGUGCCCAAAGGAGUACCCAAAACAGCCCCCUCUUGAGUGGCUUGCUGCUUUCUGGAGUUUCCUGAGUCUGCAUGCUCCCUCCCUGGCACCCUUCAAGGGAUGCCCCCUGAUACCGCUGACUCCUCUACAGAACUCCCACAGUGGAAUCCAAUUGGCACGGCUGCUGCCUCAGCCUACACUGCUGUUCCAGAGCCACGAGGGGCAUUGUCUGCCAGGUGAAGUGGCUGGCAUUCUGGAGAGACUGGGAUGCACUGUGGUCCGGGGCUGGCAGCCAGAAUGGUGCCACCGCCAGCUGAGAGAGUACGUCCUAGAACCCACACCUGGUAGUGUCUUGCAGGUCUUUGCCCAUUUAGGGGUGGCAUCCGUGGCUGGCCAUGUUGCAUCUCUGCUCACCUGCCAGAUCAAGAGCCUGAGUGCUUUUUUCUCCACGGCUGCGUCGCUUUCCCCCAAAGAAACCAAAGUCCUAGCUGAGUUGCCGCUCUUCUUCAAGAUGCCCUCCCUCCUUCCACCCACCAGGUCUGGUUUGGUGCCAGCCCAGCACCACCUGGCUUUAGAGAAGAACCUGGUCCCACCAGUGCCCUCAGAUCUGCUUACUCCAGAGCCUGUGCUGUUGUGUCAUAAUGAAGCUGAACGCCACCUGCUCUUGCUAAUCGGGCAGAAGCUCCUGGGGACGCCUGAUCUGUGCCUGCUGUGCAUCAAGGCGAUGAAGAAGGGGGCAUAUGCCAGUUGGGCACAGGAAGCCAAGCGGCUCAUGCUGUGGGUGCUGCACAAUGGGGACUCCCUCUUCAGCCAGAGCCGAGAGCUGCAAACUUUGUGUCGUGAGCUGCCAUUCCUGGAUUGCGGAUCAGGAAGGUUGGGCAAGCCCAGUGACCUCUAUGAUCCAGAGAACCGCACUUUGCAGGACUUAUUAAGACCUUGCCACUUCCCCACAGGGCCCUUCCGGGAGCCAGCAGCAUUGCGAACCCUUCGUGUUCUGGGCCUGAAAUCUGAUCUCAGUGCUGUCUGUCCAGCAGAUGCAUUGAUGGCUGCGGAGGAAGUUGGUCAACUGCAAGAGGCUGCAGACGCCAGUGCCAAAUCACGGGCACUCAUCCGGGUCUGCAAUGAGACUCCUCUACUCUCACGCUUCUCCUCACAGGAGCUGAAGCGGCUGCGGUCCCUGCCUUGGGUGCCUGCCACCAACACUUCCACACUGGCGGCACCUGGGGAUUUCUUGGCACCUGAAUUGCUUUGCUCUGAGAGGUACGCUGCUCUUGUCGGGCUGGUCAUGGGACUGACUAAUGCUUUUCAGCCAGAAGCUGCAGAAAAACUGGGUCUGGAGAACUCUCCACCACCAGAGAAAGUGAUGGAGAAUCUAGCUGUCUUGGCACAGGGAUGUCACCCUGAGGAGACCUUUGUGUUAACUACAAAGCUGCACAGCAUCUAUCGGCACAUGCAACAGCACCUGAGGGACUUCCAGAAGCCACCUGUGGGACCUGUGGUGUGGAAUGGGACUGGCUUCUCAUUGGCUGCAGAUGUGGUGCUGGCCUACCCUGAUGGCUUAGACCUUACAGCCCUGAUGUCACGAGUGCCUCUGGACUUCCAAGGUUAUAGCCAGCUGUUUGCAGCAUGGGGAGUCCGUAAGUUACCAAAAGAGGAGGAAGUGUGCCAAGCAAUGCAGAAGUUGGCAGAUCAAAUCAAUGCCCGACCGCAAGGCGGCAUGCAUGCUGAACUGCUCCUCGUGAUAGCUGUCCUGGACUGGCUGUGCGCUCGUGGCUACCAUGGAGAAAGGGAAAUGCCAGUGCCUGUGCGGAUUCAAGGACUGUCCGGUUUUGUUCUACGCCCUGCCAGUUCAGUGCUGUACUGUGACAUGGAUCGGGCCCACCUUGCUGAGCUGGAUGGCGACCCACCUACUUUGGUGCAUGAAUCUGUUUCCUCUGCCACCGCUACCUUCCAUGGUGUGGAAAUGCUGAGCACACGGUUUUCAGGCUUGGAACUGUUGGAGGCUCAGGCGUGGGGUCCUUCGGAGCCAAUCACCCUCCGGAUCCGUAACAUCCUUCGUGAAUACAGCCAGGAUGCAGAUGUGUUCCUGGAACUGCUGCAGAAUGCUGAGGAUGCUGGCGCCCAAACUUGCCACUUCCUAAUCGAUCUCCGUGACCAUAAUGGUACCACUGAAGGACUAUUGGACCCCGGCAUGGCUGCCUGCCAGGGCCCCGCGCUUUGGGCCCAGAACGAUGCGUUCUUCACCGAGACAGAUUUCUCCAACAUCAUCCGUCUAGGUGCAGCUACCAAGGAACGGCAGGAUGACAAGAUUGGUCGCUUUGGGCUAGGCUUCUGCACUGUCUACCACAUCACUGAUGUGCCCUCUCUUCUCAGUGGUCACACCAUGCUCAUCUUUGACCCAAACAUCACCCACCUUCGGAAGCAUAUCCGUAACUCAGGCCAACCAGGCAUGCGUCUCAGUUUGAACCGAAAAGUCGCCGCUGGAUUUCCUGAACAAUUUCGAUCUUUCAGAGGAAUCUUUGGCUGUCAACCUGGAGAUGAUUACCAAGGCACGCUCCUCCGCCUGCCCUUCCGCACUGAGGAGGAGGCAGAGGACUCUCAGAUCUGCUCUGAUCCGUUUGGACCCAGUCGAAUCAAAUCCUUGCAAACUGGUUUCCGAGAGAUGUACAAGUACCUGCUGAUCUUCCUGGGAAAAGUGCAGGAGGUGUCACUGACCCACCUUCCUCAUGGUUCCAGUUCCCCAGAAGCCACCCAGCCAUUAGCCACAGUGAGCAGGAAAGCACUUGUCAAGAUGGGUACGUCCACUAUCGUGCAGUUGACAGCAACAUGGAAGUCUAGUGUAGUCACCAGCCAUUAUCUGCUUCACUCAUGCUCCGCUCAAGGAGAAGCCCUGCAGGUCUUCAAACAGGGAAAAGAAAAGGAUAUCCAUUUCUCGCCUCCUGUUGCUAGUGUUGCUUUGCCCAUCCGUCCCGCCACUGCUGCUGGAAAAUGGGUUCCAGAUGUAGAUGAUUUUAAGGGCCGUGCCUUCUGCUUUCUACCUCUUCCUAUUGAAACUGGACUCCCAUUGCAUCUCACAGCAGUCUUUGCUGUGCAGAGUAAUCGCAAAGGACUCUGGGAAGCUACUGAGAAGGGGAAAUGGAACAAGGCGCUCUUACGGGAUUCCGUGCUGGGUGCCUGGCUUGGAGCACUGUCCCUGCUCCGGGACAUGUACAAGGAAGGAUUGCUGGAGGACUAUGAGUACCAUGCUUUCUGGCCUGACGUGCGCAGUGCCAAGCACCCAUUCAGUGAAACAGUCAAGGCCUUCUACCAAGCCUUAGUCAAUGGUGUUGAUGGGGAACAGCCAGUUCUCUUUUCUGAUGGACAGCGAUGGUGCCCAGCCCGGGAUGCCUGCAUCCUCAAUUCUGACAUUACCUGUCAGGAUCACCUGGAACCUAUAGCUUUCAGGGUCUUCUCAUUACUUUUGCCAGAGCCAAAGAUGGCAGUGUCAAUUCCAGAUUGGGUGAAGAUGAACUUCAGAGAUUCCAUCCGGGGGGAUGUCCUGUUGCCAAACACCUACAAUUGGGCACGAUUCCUCUGUGAGCUUGUUUUGCCCAAUCUUGCUCAGCUGGCAGUGCCUGAUCGCGAUGUCCUCAUUCUUCGUGCUCUGGAUAUGAAUGAUGCUGGGGUGAAUAAGAUCCUGACAUCCCGGCCUUGCAUUCCGACUGUCCCCAAUAAUCUGCUGAGAAACAUUAAAGAACUUGUACACCCAAGGGGCUGCGCUGCACCUCUCUACGCUCCUGAAGAUGGCCGUUUCCCCACAGGCACAGGGUUUCUGGAACCAGAGAGGCUGUUGCACUUGGAGCAUCUUGGCAUGGCCAAAGAUUGUGUGGAAAUGGAGGAACUGAUAGCCCGAGCCAGAACUGUGGCAGCCUUGUGGUGUCAUGACCCAGUCAAGGCCUGCCAGCGUGCCCGCUGCAUCCUAGAGCUCCUUGAGGACCACCUCCAGGAAAGCUACAGCAACACUACCCAGGUUACUUUCAGAGAUAUUCCUUUCUUGCCGGCGGUACUACCUGCUAACCAACGCAAACUCUGCUGCCCCAAAGAGGUUUACUACCAUAAGCUGCACCCCCUGGUAGGCUUGACUGAGCCUGUCCUGGACAAGACAGCCCUUGGUAAAGGCUUGAAACUCUCCAUGGAGCUAAAGGAAUUCCUAGGACUGAAUCGCCAGCCACCAGUUUCUACGGUGCUGACGCAACUGGAGGAAGCAUCACGUGGUUCCAACGCCCUGUCCAGAACGGAGCUGGGAAACAUGGCACAAAUCUGCUAUGCCUUCCUGAAUGAAACAGUGCAGAAGAAUCCUCUGUCCAAGGUGGAGUUGUCCCAAAGGGCAAGUACAUUCCCCUUUGUUUUUAUGGGCACUGGCUUUGUGUCAGUGUGCAGCGUUGCCCACUGGCUUUUCUUUGAUGCCGCUCCAUACCUCUUCCAGCUGCCUCAGGAGUACCAGAAGCAAAAGAUGCUGUGGGAGUGUGUUGGGUUGCCUGAGACUUUCAAAGUGAAGCACUAUGCCACUGUGUUGCAGACUUUGGCCAAGGAGGGAGCUGGACAGCCUCUUUCGAAAGAGCACCUGGCCCUAGUUGUCAGGUUGAUCACUGUAGGGCUGGCCGAAGCCCUGCCAGAGGGUCAACAGUUGGCUCCUUAUGAAGCCCAGAGUGUAUUUUUCCCAGACAAACACAAAGUUCUUCGUCCAUUGCCCAAGCUCCUCUUUGAUGACACGCCAUGGCUUCCGCAUGAGAAAGGGACCCUGCUCUGCCAUGCCAUGAUCCCGCGGGAAAUUGCCAUGCGCUGUGGCAUUCAGACCACAAAAGGUCGUGUCUUGUCACGCCAGCGGAUUCAGGGUCUCUCUUCCUGGGCCACAGAUUUUGGAGCCAAGGAAGAAAUCUGCACCCGGCUGGCCAACAUCCUCCGUGAGUACUCCUCUUCACAGGAUGUGCUAAAGGAGCUGCUGCAGAAUGCAGACGAUGCUGGUGCAACUCUUGUCCACUUUGUCUGGGAUCAGCGACAGCACCCGACUGAUCGCGUCUUCAGCAAGGAGUGGAAUGAACUUCAAGGCCCGGCGCUUUGCAUCUACAAUGACCGGACCUUCCAGAUGUGUGACAUAGAAGGGAUCCAGCGCUUGGGCUCUGGUGGCAAAGGUGGGAGGAGAGAUGCUACCGGCAAAUAUGGACUAGGUUUCAAUACAGUUUAUCACUUGACUGACUGCCCUGCCUUUGUGACAGGGGACAGUGCUCUGUGUGUCUUUGAUCCCAUGUUGCACUACCUCCCUGAUUCUGAUGAGAUCUCACCAGGUGGAAAGUACAACCUUGCUAAAGAAGUCAAAGACACCAUCCGUGAUGUUUAUAAUGCCUUUUUACCUGAUGUGUUUAACUUGGAACAAGGCACAGUUUUCCGGUUACCCUUACGUACUCCUGGUGGUGCGGCCUCAUCCCGUAUCUGCCAGAGCUCUGUGUCCGAAGAAGACAUGAGGAAAAUUGUGGCGGCUCUCAUUAAAGAAGCCGACAGCCUUGUGAUGUUCCUCAAUCACGUUCGCUGUGUGGUCUUCUCCAUAAUAAGUGAGAGGGGAGGGACACCGAAGGAGGUGCUGCGGGUAGAGGCUGAAGGUGGUGAGCCUGAACGACUGGAAUACCAGAAGUGUCUCCAACAGGCUGCUGCAGCAGGUGGAAUGGAUGAUGGUGAGCCAAUGAAAGUCUUCUACAGAAUGAAGGUGAAGAGUAGUAUCUCCAAAGCUCCCAGCAACUGGCUGGUAGGUAGGCAGAUUGGGCUUGAGAGCAACAGUACCGCUGAAGGCAUGGACUUGGCGUGUGGGGGUGUGGCAGCUUGUUUGGGCGGACAGCCAUCUGGUAGGGCCUUCUGCACACUGCCGCUUCUGGAAGAAACUGGCCUUCCCAUCCACAUCAAUGGGAACUUUGAUGUGGACUCAGCUCGGCGUGGCUUGCGAAAGAAUGAUGGUGAAGGUGGUGCCAACAUGUCCUGGAAUAACUUGCUGCUGCAGUGUCUCAUAGCCCCAUUAUACUGUCACUUGCUUUAUGAGCUGCGCCGGAAGCUGAGUGAUACACCACUGCAGUUCCACUCCCUGACUGCAUGCCAGAGGUGGCUGGAAUCAAACUAUUUGCGGUAUUUCCCAUUUGUGACAAGGGAUGUACCCCCAGCAUGGCAACAGCUGGUUACCCGUGUGUAUGAACUGGCAUACACGGAGCAGCUUCCUUUGGUCCCUGUGUACCAGAAGAAGAUUUAUUUCAAGGAUGGAUUUAAGAGGGAAGAAGUGAGUGUGCACUGGAGUGCACCUAGACUGGGCCACCCAACCAGAGAUCCCUAUUUCCUGCAGUCUGAGAUAAGUGAGGUUCUUGAGCUUACUCUCCAGAGUCUGGGCAUGAACUUUGUCCCUGCCUUCAAGCGUCUGCAGUGGGUACGUGACCAUUUUACCAAGGCAGGAGUUGAUAUCCUAACCCUCGAUUCUCCUUCCCUCUGCUGCUUCCUCAAGAACCUGCCCGACUUUCUCCUGCCCUGCCCACUUCAUCUGACACCUGUGAAGAAUAGCUGUUACUGUUUUGCUCUCCUUGAGUUCUGCCUCAGUGAGCUUCUUCCUGAUGACAAAAGCUGCCUGGAAGGUCUCCCUUUACUGGUGACCCAGGAUAACAUACUGAGGUGCUUCACUCAGCAGUGUCCUCCAUACCAUAGCAGUGUGCAUGAUCUUUUCCCACACCAUCAGGACUGUUUCUUUGCCUGCCGAAUUGAUGGAAAGGCCAGGCAGCUGUUAGUAAAGAUGGGGUUCCUAAAGGAUUUUACACUCUCUGAUUCUGUGGCCUUCAUCAAGGAGAUGCUGUCUUUGGACAACAGGGUCAGUACUGAUGAAGGCCAGAAAUGGCUCAGUAAAUUGUGGGCUUUCUUUGAGAAGCAGAUCUGCAUAACUGAGAAUUCAGACACAAUGAAAAACAUGUUUGCAAAGCUAGUUUCCCUCUUCAAAGGUUGUGCCAUGCUCCCUGUGUGUCGUGGCUGCACAAAGUUCUUGGUUCCCCUUGAGUCCCUCAACACAAUUAUGCCUGGUCAAGCAGGCACUGUUUCUGAAAUUCUCCACAAACUGGGCUUUGCCAUGUUGGACUCCUCUCUUUUGCCUCCAAAGCUCACCGCACAUUGCAUUCUGCCACGUGUGCUGCAGAUCGAGACUCCUACAGUACUGCUGGAGCAACUGGCAGCUCAUCAUGACCUGUGUUGGGAUGAGCUCAAAGAGUGGGAGUUUGAAGCGCUGUUGCGGUUCCUAAGCCGCCAACUGGAGACGCUGACGAAUGACCAUGGAUUGCUAAGCAAGUUGAAAUCCUUGCCCGUGUUUAAAACACACCAAGGGAAGCACGUUUCAUUGACUUCAUACAGGAAUAUCUACCUCUUGGAGUCCAAGAUUCCAAAGGAGACUAAGAACUUCCAGGAGCUUUACGGGGUAGAUGAGAAGACUGUCCUGCUGAGCGAUAACUCGCUGAACCGACAUCUCAGUAAGAGCUUGAGUAUUGAUGUAAUGAACGAUUUGCAGCAGUUUGUACAGCAGCUUUUGCCUCGGCUGUCCCAUCUCCCCGAAGAGAGUGUACUGGAGGCUGUGAGGUUACUACUCCUCAUCAAGAGGCAUUAUCUUACGGAAUAUCAGGCUGUGAAAAAGACAGUGGUGACAACAUUCCAGUCUUUCGCCUUCAUCCGGGACAAGCAAGGUGUGAUGCGUCAUGUGUCCUACUUUUAUGAGGAGCAAACGUGUUUCAAGGAGUUGAGAAUGGAUUCUCUGUUUGUGCCACGCAAAUUCUAUGACUCAGUGCGGCCAGAGAAUAUAUGGGAGUUGAAAGAGUUCUUACUUGAUGUGGGCUUGCGGCAAGAGAUCUCUGAGGAAUAUUUUCUAGUGUUGGCUACCCAAAUUGCAAAAGAAGCAUUGAGGGCCGGAGAACUGAAGGAUGGUGCCCGUGAUCUUGAUAAAAGGAGGAGAGCACUCUGGAGCUACUUGCUUUCCAGUGAAACCUUCUCAGAGGCCUUCCUGAAAAAAGUGUCCAAGAUCCGUUUCCUAUUGCCAGAGAAGAUGUCUGAAGAUCUGUGUUGCCUUCACUCGCCAUAUGUGCCGUGUAAUACUCCUGUGGCACCCCAAGGUUCCUUGUUAACUAAGAAAGCAGAUCUGGUGUGGACUUCAGCAGUCAUUCUGCCUUAUGAUACGAUAAUACAAUACAAUGUUAUAUAUAAUGGGGAAAACAAAGAAACCAUCCUAAAACAACUGGGAGUGCUGUGCACCUUGCCAGCCCAUUUAGUCUUUGAGAAUCUAAGAAACAUAUGCCAGGCACCAUGUGACACUCGGAAAGCUAGGAAAACUCGAGAGGAUGUCCUAAAGUCAGCUUAUGGCUAUUUGUCGCAACAGCAAAAGUUAGAGACUGGCUGCUUAAAGGGAUUCCCUGUCGUACUAGUGGAUGACGGUGAGGUAGCAGAGGCCGAAAAUGUGGUGGUCUCGUUAAAAUGCCCAAAGGACUUCCGGCCAUAUCUUUACAAGCUGCCACCAAAGCUAGCUGUCUAUAUGGAUGUCCUGGAGAAAUUGGGAGUGGAAGAUGAGGCAAGCAUCCAUCACUAUGCCAGUGUUCUGGCCAGAAUUCAUGCAGAGACUGCAAGGCAGGGUAAACUGCAUCCCAACCUCACCAAAACAGUGCUCAGGGCCACUCAGUUCUUCUUCCAGCUCUUAGACGAAGCAAAGGAUCAAAUGGAUUUAUCAGAGCUGAAAGAACUGCACCUGCCUUGUGCUGAUGGGAAGCUAUAUCCAUCAAACAGCCUAAUCUUUAGUUUUUACAUGUCUGGCCAGGAACCCCAGGGCUUGCAGUGCAAAUUUCGCUUUCUGAUAGAUCUCUCAAUAUGUGAGCUACCUUAUGACAAGUAUAAGCAGCAGAGGCUUCUGCAUCGGCUGCCUGAAGCCUUGCGCCCCAAGAACUUGUUAGAUAUCACUGAAGAGCAGCUGGAAGAGUCCUCUCUGAAACUCUGUACCUAUGGGGAACACUGUGAGUUCCAAAACUGGCUACAAGAACUACUCAUGUCUUGCGAGUUCCAGCAUGCUCUGGUUGCACUGUUUAAAUGGCAGGAUGGGACAAAAGUAGAGGAAGUGGAAUGCAUGUUUGAAGAACGCUUCUCACCACAGCAGCUAGAAGUGGUUUGUUGUGAAAAAGUGUGCACAACCAUGGUGCACAAUUCAGAGAGUGUGGAAGGAACCCAGCGUGCCAGGACAGUGUAUGUUGCAACAAUGCCAGAUGGUAAACUGCAGAUUUACCUUGCACACAAGGAGAGCAAAGGUGCCCAGUGGGCUGUGGAGUUUUCUGGCAAUUUAGCCACAGAACUGAAUAGGCUUUUAGGACAAAGAUUUAGCCAGCUUGCCCUGAUGGUCCUUGAGCAGAUUUUGGUUUGCCAAAGGCCUAAGGAAAUUGCUGAGGUGCUAGAGAAAAACAAAGUGCCCUUGCAGCUGCCAGCAAACCUAAAUGCCUAUAUCCUGCCUCCUCCUGGAGAGGACAUCCCUGAGGAAUGGUAUGACAGCCUGGACAUGAGCAUCCUCCACACCUUUCUGCCAGAAGAUUACGUGGGUUACCUGGAUUCUUCCAAGCCCAAAGAGCAUUACCUCUAUGCUGUGGUCCUUGAAGCCCUUGGGCCACGGCAGAGCGGUACUGGCCAAGUACACACAUACCUUGUUGACCUGGGAGGAGGGCAGCAUGCAGAAGUCAGUGCCUAUGACCUUUACCAUUUCCGGAGGAAUAACUCUGCAUCUGAUCUGAGUAAAGCUGUGGUCUUGGUAGAAGGCUCCCCUGGUGCUAGCAGUACUGCAAGACCACUUACAAGUGGCAAUUGGUACGAGAGGCCACUGAGGGAGAUAAAGAAAGAAGUGGAUGCUUGCUUGGCUGAAAUUUGGAGCUUGUCAGAGGAUGAGAGGAGGAAGGCUUUAAGAAGACUCUAUCUGUGCUACCACCCAGAUAAAAAUAUGGGUCAAGAGGAUUCUGCCAAUGAAAUUUUCAAAUACCUUAAAGACAAGAUCAAUGAGAUGGAGAACAAUAGAACGCCCAGUGGCUCCAGAGGGGGACCCCAAAGUAGAGGUUCCUACAAGAAAAACUCUGAAUUUUGGGGUGAAUGGGACCAGCAAGCUCAUCAGCAUCAAGAGAGGCGUACAGAAUUCACCAAGCAAAGAUGGGGUGGUGGUGGAGGAGGAUGGGGUGGUGGUGGUGGUGGUGGAGGAGGAGGCGGCCACUGCAACUACAACUUCUGGUCCUUCCAUCAGAGAGGGCCAAAGUAUUCAAAGGAUCAAUCAAAACUUCACUGCUUAGAGGAGGCCAGGCGCUGGCUAAGGCAAGCCAAGUGUGAUCUGAAGGCGGCAGCCAGUAAUGCUGGUCAGGGUAGCACUGAAUGGCUGCUUUACAAGACUUACCGGGCAGUGGAGAAAGCCCUGACAGCAGUUGAAUACCACCAGGGAGGUUGCUUUGACAGGAAUCUGACUCUUCCAAUGCUGGCUGGUAAGGUAGCUUCUUAUGGACGGGAGUUGGAAAAGCUGCCUGAUCAGAUUGAGGAACUCCGGCAGCAUGGCGUGGAUGACAAGAGAACGCAGUAUCCCAGCUACCACAAUUCACCCACCAUUCCCAAUGAGGCUUUCCUUAAAUGCAAGGAGAAGGAGGUGCUGCUUUUAGCGGGUGAUAUCCUAAGCACAGUGAAGAAGUGGAUUGGCCUAGAAUGAGAGUUGUGAGGAUUUUUUUUUGUUUAAAGUCUUGACUGACAAUAUAUAAACAUGGGCAUUCUUGUAGCUGAAACAUUUGGGAUCAAAUAUUAUAAAAUGGGAGCGGGACCUGUUUAGAAAAUUGAUGUCUCUUCAAACAAUUCCUAACUCACUAACAAUGUAUCGUGAGAAAACAGGACUAGAUAACCAUUCUUGAACAGUGAUAUUUUGUUACCUGUCUUUUGAUGU
Molecule: messenger RNA, 13069 nt
Organism: Lacerta agilis (Sand lizard)
Lineage: Eukaryota; Metazoa; Chordata; Lepidosauria; Squamata; Lacertidae
Product: sacsin-like
Exons: 8
Coding region: 113-12841 (4242 amino acids)
Molecular function (GO): Hsp70 protein binding
Source: RefSeq, a predicted model, not a curated record